GGGAGAGGGAGAACCACCUCCGCCCCCUCUCUUUUUAAAAAAAAUUUUUUUUAAAUUUUUUUGCAAGGAUCCCAAGAGCUAAGGUGGCUGCAGAGGGGAGAGCGGCGCGAGCCAAGUGGGGGAGGGUGGAGGAAACCCGGGAGAAGGCUUUCUCCAGCCCCCAAAGUUUUGAUGAUGACCAUGACUACGAUGGCUGACGGCUUGGAAGGCCAGGACUCGUCCAAAUCCGCCUUCAUGGAGUUCGGGCAACAACAGCAGCAGCAACAACAGCAGCAGCAGCAGCAGCAGCAGCAGCAGCAGCAACAGCAGCCGCCGCCGCCGCCGCCGCCGCCACCGCAGCCGCACUCGCAGCAGAGCUCCCCGGCCAUGGCAGGCGCGCACUACCCUCUGCACUGCCUGCACUCGGCAGCGGCGGCGGCGGCGGCGGCCGGCUCGCACCACCACCACCACCAGCACCACCACCACGGCUCGCCCUACGCGUCGGGCGGCGGCAACUCCUACAACCACCGCUCGCUCGCCGCCUACCCUUACAUGAGCCACUCGCAGCACAGCCCUUACCUCCAGUCCUACCACAACAGCAGCGCGGCCGCCCAGACGCGAGGGGACGACACAGAUCAACAAAAAACCACAGUGAUUGAAAACGGGGAAAUCAGGUUCAAUGGAAAAGGGAAAAAGAUUCGGAAGCCUCGGACCAUUUAUUCCAGCCUGCAGCUCCAGGCUUUAAACCAUCGCUUUCAGCAGACUCAGUACCUGGCUCUUCCCGAGAGAGCUGAACUGGCAGCUUCCUUAGGACUGACACAAACACAGGUGAAGAUAUGGUUUCAGAACAAACGUUCUAAAUUUAAGAAACUGCUGAAGCAGGGCAGUAACCCGCACGAGAGCGACCCUCUCCCGGGCUCGGCGGCCCUGUCACCGCGCUCUCCGGCGCUGCCUCCGGUGUGGGACGUUUCCGCCUCGGCCAAGGGCGUCAGUAUGCCCCCCAACAGCUACAUGCCCGGCUAUUCGCACUGGUACUCCUCACCACACCAGGACACGAUGCAGAGACCACAGAUGAUGUGAGUUGUCCGAGGGAAAUCGAUACCCUAGGGAAACGUCUGAACAAAGCAAAGAGAAUCCGGGACCUGCUGGCAUCUGUCAAACCGAGCCAAUGAGCAGGCUCUGGAGAACUCUUAAGUGUGGCCAGACGUUCUGGGUGCUGGCUCCCUCUCUCCCCUGCUUUCCCUCUGUCUCUCUCUCUCACUCUUUCUUUUGUCUUCUUCCUUCCCACCUUUCUUUUCUUUUUUCUUUCCUUUCCUCAUCUGCCUUUUCCCUUGAGCAGUCUCAGUAAUUGAUCUUGCAUCUUAGAAACAGAGAGAGUGGGAGAGAGAGAGAUUGAGAGAGAGACUGGUUUCUACACCAGCACUCAUGAAACCUCUCACUGUAAGGAUAUUUUCCCUCACCCCUUGGGAUCCAGGCUCCGAGCCGCUUCUCCUCUUUGGGAGUAUCCAUCAAAAUGACUUUUUUUUACAGACAUUUUCCCCCACCAGAAGAAUCUGCGCAAACAUGGCAGCGUUUUUACUUGUUUAAUGAGCUUAAGACAUUACAUGAUGAAAGAGAAGCAUUUCGGACUCCUGCAUUUUUAUUUACAACCCCAGACUGACAAACAAGGAAAGAAAGAAAAGAAAAGGAAAACACCCUCAUAUAACAGCCCUUCUCUAAAGAAAAAGGAAAAAUCGGCUGUAAGAUUAGAACAUUGCCACAAAGGGAACGCUGCAUGUUUUAUCAAAAUGCAAUGAGCAAGAAUGAUGAUUUAAACAAAACAAAACCACUCUUUCCCCACCCCUACCCUCAAACCCUAAACUGGAAUCAGGAAAGACAGAGGAAACAAGCAAAAUCGCCAUUCUAUUGCUUUGAUAUCUUUACUAGGUGAAUUGGUGGCAUUCACUAAGCUAAUAGGGACGUUUAUAUCAAGAAACAUUUCUGUAUAUAUUGUUGAAUUUUAGUUGUACAUAUACUUUGUAUGUUUUUGUCUUCUUUCAUAUAUGGAGUAAAAGCCACAAA
Camelus dromedarius (Arabian camel) is the source of this 2040-nucleotide messenger RNA. It is a transcript of the gene DLX6, whose product is annotated as distal-less homeobox 6. The record is from RefSeq and is a predicted model, not a curated record. Gene Ontology annotation, biological process: cell differentiation; embryo development; negative regulation of transcription by RNA polymerase II. Gene Ontology annotation, molecular function: DNA-binding transcription factor activity, RNA polymerase II-specific; RNA polymerase II cis-regulatory region sequence-specific DNA binding. The transcript has 3 exons. The coding region runs from base 172 to 1059 and encodes 295 amino acids. NCBI's taxonomy places the organism in Eukaryota, Metazoa, Chordata, Mammalia, Artiodactyla, Camelidae.